AUGCGUCGCUCAGCUCGUAUCAGCACACUCUCGCGAGAGCGGGCUGUCACACCCGAUAACUCAACAGCUACCACUACGCGGUCCAGACGCAGGGCAGAGGAGCCUUCCGAGCCAUUGACCCCCAUAGGCCGGACCGUCGACAUCUGGUACGAUCUUUGGUCAACCAAGCGACUGAACGAAGCAAUCACGCAACGCACGGGCAAAGACCCCGGGCCGCUGGAGCGACCAUGCUAUGUGCGCCGACUCGUCGAACUUGAUCAAGAAUGGACUUUCCACCGAUUCUGGGAACUACCAAAGGAGCUGCGCUUCGCCAUCUACGCCAAAUGUCUGGAGCUACAACCAUCGAAGACAAGCGGUUUACUGACCUGCUAUCCCAAUAUCCUGCAGACAUCGUCUGGCAUUCACAAGGUGGCGCAGCCUAUGCUGUAUACUACGAACACUUUUGAGCUUAAGAUCAAUACGAUCGAGUUCAGCAAACUCGACCACCCCGUAGAGACACUCGAGGAUGCUCCUAUGGAGGAUAUUGAUGAGCUGUGGCCCGAAAUGUUCUCCAAAAUCACAUCCAUUACACUAGUUCUACGGCUGGUGCAAGGCGUGAUCAAGCAAGAUGAUGACGACGAGGCUACUGAGCAUGAGCAGGAGGCAGUCGAUCGAGACCCAGACAAAGACUUCGAGACAGAAGAGGAUGAUGGCGACGACGAUGAAGCGAAUUCAUCAGACCACGACGAAGCAGACGCGGAUGCUGAUGAGAUUGGAGUUGAAGAAGAGGAAGAACCUCGGAUCGAAGACGCUAUAGCUGGUGAUGAGGACGAGGAAGAUGUUGCUCCUGAUAGCUACCAACAGCUCAACCACAUCUUGUACUCUCUGAUGGCGCUGCCCAUGCUGAAGAACCUCCACAUCGUGGUGAAGAAGUGCCCUGAGCAUGUGAGUGACGAAUUGCUAGAAUCCAUCCUCCAUCCAGUCACACAACUGGCGCAUAGCACAGGCGCACGCUUGACUUUCGAGUGUGUACCGGUUAAGGUGACGACAAGUCUGGAGGACUCACGAGCACUGACGCGCAAGACUUCAUCACAUCACACUCUCCUCUGCAAACUGCAAGACGAAGUGAUCCCAGCGAGUGGAUUCUACGACCGAGUCGCGGCGAGUGAGCGUGCCAACGGGAUUGUUCGGUUGCUGGCGAAUAUCAUCCACGAAGCCGAGGAUUGCUCGAAUACUCUAGACGUCUACUUCGACUCGGCUCACUACGACCGUUGCAAUACAGCUUUGACAGCUUUGAGGUCGUGUCUGGCUUCUACGGCCUUUCGGGAUUUCGAGGCGAAGAUCCUUGACGGAUGGACUACUGCAAAGACAUCCUCGUGA
Recurvomyces mirabilis is the source of this 1359-nucleotide messenger RNA. RefSeq lists its product as uncharacterized. The record is from RefSeq and is a predicted model, not a curated record. The transcript is spliced from 2 exons. Bases 1 to 1359 code for a protein of 452 amino acids. Lineage: Eukaryota; Fungi; Ascomycota; Dothideomycetes; Mycosphaerellales; Teratosphaeriaceae.